This is a messenger RNA of Polistes dominula (European paper wasp), 1102 nucleotides long. RefSeq names its product enoyl-CoA delta isomerase 2. Lineage: Eukaryota; Metazoa; Arthropoda; Insecta; Hymenoptera; Vespidae. The record is from RefSeq and is a predicted model, not a curated record.
UUACUCUUUUACACUUGUUCCAACCGGUUGUUGAUUUCACAGUGCCAUCUAUGAGUCCAAACGGGAAAAACGUAGCGCCACCUAUAAAUUAAUCAGAAACAUCUCUCUUUCAAAUAUUUAUCUAACUGUAAAUAUGUACCAACAUUCGUAAACAUUUCGUAUGGAAGUACAUUCUUAUAAUAUAUAUAUAUAUUUCUUUUUUUAUUAAUUGAAAUAAUUAACAACACAUUUACGUAACGAUAUUAAAAUGGAUUCGAUUAACGCUGAAGAAGAUAUUCUUAUAAUUAACUUAAAUAAUGGAAUUAAAAAAGUUAUAUUUAAUAGACCUAAGAAAAAGAAUGCUAUAUCAAUAAAGAUGUACAAGGAAAUAACAAAUAUCUUAAAUAAUUCUUCAAAAGAUGAUAGCAUAAACAUGGUUGUUUUAACUGGAACAGGACACUUCUUUACCAGUGGAAAUGAUCUUAAUAUAUUAAAUCCAAGCAUUUCAAAUGAAAAUUUCAUUACAAUUUUUAAAAAUUUUAUCGAUGCUCUGAUUACUUUUCCUAAAUUAUUGAUAGCUGUUGUAAAUGGUCCAGCAAUUGGUGUAGGAACCACUUUACUUGGGCUUUGUGAUAUUGUAUAUGCUUCGGAGAAGGCAUACUUCUACACACCUUUUACUAAAUUAGGUUUCACAUCCGAAGGUUGUUCUUCAUAUAUAUUUCCAAAGAUAAUGGGACCGAGUAAAGCUAGUGAAAUGUUAUAUUUUGGAUAUAAAAUGGAUGCUAAAGAAGCAAAGGAAUAUCGUUUAGUUGGAAAUAUAUAUCAAAAUGAAGAAGAAGUAUGGAAAUAUUUAAAUAAACUAAGUCAACUUUCUACAAAGUCUAUAGUGGCUAUUAAACGUUUAGUGCAAAAAUGUACUAAACAAACUUUAUUGGAAAUAAAUAAAGCAGAAACGGAAGAACUUAAACAAAUAAUCGAAUCAGGUGAAACUGUUAAUAGAAUAUUAAAUUUUAUGUCAAAUAAAAAUAAAUUAUAAUUCCUAUUUUACAUUAACUUUCAAAUUGUCGAAUCAUAUUUUUCGGUUAUGGAAUUUUUGAAUAUAAAUGAAAUAUUUUUAGAUACU